Messenger RNA from Paramormyrops kingsleyae, 4683 nucleotides. Its product is annotated as inhibin beta B chain. NCBI's taxonomy places the organism in Eukaryota, Metazoa, Chordata, Actinopteri, Osteoglossiformes, Mormyridae. Gene Ontology annotation, molecular function: hormone activity; cytokine activity; growth factor activity. Gene Ontology annotation, cellular component: extracellular region. The record is from RefSeq and is a predicted model, not a curated record.
UGGCACAAAGAUCAACGCAUUCGUACUUUGGAUUCCAGCGCUGACUAAACUUUCGGCUUGUUGCCAUAUUGGAGUCAUAGCACGGUACGAAUUGCAUUUUACGUGCGUUUUUUGUUUAAGAACGGUGAUUAUUAACUGUACCUGGACAGCAUACUCCUCAGUGAUUAGCACAGGCAGGGUUACGUGCCACGUUGUAGAGCCAAGUUUAUCACCUUAUUGCUCAAUCCUAUAGUUAUCGCUUGCCUCAGUUGAUUCCCUCUCGUGCUCCCUCUCUCUCUCUCUCCGCUUGUAUUCGUGUAUGUGUUUAUGUGUAAUUUCCCUUAGACGGUCAUUGUUGCGUGCCGCUAACGUGUAACAACUUUUGGUGGAUUACUCUUAGAUCUCUACAAAUCCUCAUUUGCUAGUCUUCUACUGUAGCGAUCCAACCAUCUCAGCGGCUUCAGCAUCAGCUUACGAAACUUCAUAAUUGCUUGUAACAGUAUUUUUCCAGUGGGGAACCAUUUGAAUGAGACAUAAAGAACAAGAAAACAAAAACCAAUAGAAUUAUAUAUUUUAAUAGUUCUAAUUUUACUCUAGAGCACAGCCAGAAUGUUGAUUAACUGGACCAGGCUAAACGACGGCCUAAAUUCUUGGGUAUUUAGAAUUUAUCUGAUGAUGGCUGUUCUUUUUCUGGAGGGACUGAACGCAGCGACCACUGCCGGGUCCACUUCUGGUUGUCCAUCUUGCGGCAUACAUGCGAUGGUGAAGGGUUCUGAGGAGCAGCUACUGAUCGAGAUCGCCAAACAGCAGAUUUUAAACAAGCUGCACCUGAAAGAGCGCCCCAACAUCACGCAGACUGUACCCCGGCCGGCGCUGCUCACCGCACUCCGCAAGCUGCACGCUGGCCGCGUGAGACAGGACGGCACUCUGGAGCUUGAAAACUCCCUGCUGGGCGCUCACACCAAGGACCAGGGCUACGAGAUAGUCAGCUUUGCGGACAUGAAUGACACAGACUCCAGUGGCUCUCAGCCAAGCCUUGCAUUCCAGUUUCUGCAGGAGCGUGGACAAAGUAUUCAGGUGCUGCAGUCCUCGCUGUGGCUGUACAUAUAUUCUGCUGAUACUCCCAUCAGGGACUCCCGUGUGAUGGUGCAGAUCUACCUGUCCGCACAAGACACCGGGAACCGCACCCUGCUGCUGCAGAAGGAGGUGGAGGUCCAGCGAAGUAGCUGGCACACCUUUGCCAUCACGCACACCCUGCAGGAGUUCUUAGACGGGGGGCAGCAGCAGCUUCGGAUGGAAGUCGCAUGCCGUGUGGGCGAGCAGGACCUGUGCAUGGCUCAAGGGUCUGCCAAUUCCUCCCACCGGCCAUUCCUGGUCGCGCAGGUGCGGCUGCGGAAGGACGAAUCCAGGCACGCCCUGCGGAAGCGCUCCUUGCAGUGCGGCGACGACGUAACCGUCUGCUGCAAGAAAGACUUCUACAUCAGGUUCAGGGACAUCCAGUGGCAGGACUGGAUCAUUGCGCCCGAGGGCUACCACAUGAACUACUGCAUGGGGCAGUGCCCCCACCACCUGGCCGGCUCGCCUGGCAUCGCCUCAUCCUUCCACGCCACGGUCUUCAGCCAGCUGAAGGCCAAUGGCAUCGAGACGGCCAUCACCUCCUGCUGCGUGCCCAUCCAGCGGCGCCCACUCUCCAUGGUGUACUUCAAAUCGCAGCACAGCAUUGUCAAGACCGACGUGCCGGAUAUGAUUGUGGAGUCCUGUGGUUGCACGUAGACGUGAUGGAGACCUGGGAUGAGGGGCAGGGGGAGGGCUGAAGGACAGUGGGGUAUUAUUAGCAAUGGUUGGGGCAUCAAGAGUCAUACAAUUACUGCCUGCAAUAUCUCUAUGUGCACAUGACAUACAGAUGUUACACACAAGCACAUGCAUGCAGAUAGACACAUGGCAUGUGCUAACUAACCACAAGGCCCCUUUUCCAUUGACUGAACAAAAGCAGACUAAUGCUCUGUGAAUUAAAAAAGCACCUCAAAUACAGAAUGCAAGCCGAAAGAACAGCCUUCAAAAGCUUCAGGAUCAGGACCCAACUUUCUGUGUCUUUAAUUUAAUCGUGUAGGUUCUCUUUGUUUUGCAUAUUUUUCUGACAAUGUCUUAUGUAAGAUCUGUAGUUUCAAAAUGCGGCCUUUCUGACAACAGGAAGUGCAGUGCCUCGGCUAAGUUUCUGUGAGGAAACAUCUAUGUUGAGAGUCUUCAGGUUGCAGGUCUGUCACCAUUACAGCUGUUGAGUGUAUUGAGAAACCUACUUUGAGUAGGCUUGGGCGGUAUUACAGUAAUACGGUAUACCAAAAAGUACGGUAUUUUGGGAAAUCAUGGUGACAAAAUUAACCGAGCCGAGAUAGGUGGUACUCCAUGAUAAAAUUAUCAAGGGGAACCCCCCCCCCAUCACCUUUUCACCAAAUUUUCCCAGCAAAAUUUCAGAAUUCAUUAAUGCAUAUGAACUCAAACCAAAGAGAAACAUCGAAUUCAAAGUGCCUUUCUACUGGCUGGGAAUGGGAACCCUAAAUACUUUACUGUCUGUGGUUUCCAUCUAUGGCCUCAUACACAUUCGGGUUCUGAAGUGACACUUCACUAAUAGAUGGUGUACAAAAAAUGACUAGUAGUAGUGGUGUAUGCUUCCCGGAAACGUAUUCCGUGUGGUUGUCACGUUACAUUGCAGAUGUCAUGAGAACUUGGCAUUGUUCUGUCUCAAAGUUUGUCUGUUUUGGGAAUUCGAACGCUGUUACCCUUCAGGAAUGCAUAUAGCACAGCACCUCCUAGCUGUCGCGUUUCCAGGUGCAAAGAUGUGGAUCCUCUCAUCCAAUAACAGGAAUAGUUUUAUGCGCCGUGUCUGCUGUAUUGGCAGCAUAUAAAAAGCUUAAACAUUUUGAAACAUCUCUAAGGCCUACGUGGCCUUUGAUCUCAUCUUUCUAAAUAUAGCACCACCCCUCCCCUCGCCCCACAUCCACCCUAGUACAUAUUUUUGCUCCAUUCCAUAAACUACUAGAUAAUAACUACUAAUACUUUGAUAAUCGGGAAUGGGGGACAUGUUAAGAGUUACAGAUCUAGACCUUUCCAUUUUAAUGUAGCCGUUCUUCUCGAUAGGCAUUGUUCAUUAAUUUUUUGUAACAAUGCCAAAAAACUCAGGGACCGACUAGAAUUGCUGUGUUCCAUUUCUUUGGCAAGGGCUUCCAUAAUGCAACCAGACAGUGGCCCCACAGACUGUGAGUCACUGUCUAAGCCACUGGACACUGGAACAGCUUUUAUCCUCACUAUGGUGUCAUGCUACCUUUGGAAAUCAUUGUUCACCAGACUCAUGUAUAAACAGGCACCAGGGGUAUGAACUGUCAGAUGUUCUCAAAGAGACACACAGAGAUGACAGAAAUAAGCCGUAUGCCUUGUAACAUUGUUGCAUCAAUUGUUGCAUCCCUCACUUGACUUUUCUUUUUUAAAAUCAAGAUUUAAAAUGAGAAAACAGCAAAAGCAAUGAGAGACGAGUUUGUGUGACAUAGAUGCCGGUUGGUCUUGCAGCCAGCCAAUAGCAACUUGCAGAGAAUAAUGUUUCAGUGCAUUUCGUGCAUGUUGCUCUGGAGCUACAUCAUUUACAAAGGAUAAUUCAUACAAGCAGAAUCGAUUCAUUUUCAAAUAGAAAAUGCUAUUUCGUCAUUUCACGCCAUUUCUCCAUUAGCUGUGUUGUUGCGCAAUGAUACUUCAGUAGCACCUACAACAGUGUGCAAAAGUCUUACACAGUCAAAUAAAAUGAGGUUCAAAUGAUCUUCAUGUUGGUGUAAAACUAUGAUUUUAUGUCUGUCAAAGUCUGUCAGCUUAACCCCUUCAAUAUCUCUCCUAAAGUCACCCCAGUAUUUCCAGCAACCAUACAAUAUGCCCAUGUGUUUUUUGACUUGACCACCAACAGAGCUUGAAUGGUUAAUCAAUACCUCAUAAUUUAAUUACCUGAGUGAGUGAGCUGGUGGUGAAAUUCAACAAAUAUUUGGAAUGGCUUAGGUACCCGUGAGAAGAGGUUUUAUUGUCUUACUCUUAAUAUGUUCUAGUGUUAAAUUGGUUUUUUUUUAUUCUAGGCAAAUAGACACUUACUAUGGAGAUAAAGACUGUCUAAGACUUUUGCACAGUAGAUGAUGGAGAGACCUUGGGUGCAGGACAUGCAGAUGCGCGACCUCAUCAGUUUCUUCAUGUUUUCCCCCCCAGUCCUGACCGUCACUGUAACACAGACAGCAGGAGUGAUUACCCAAAAGUAUCUCCUCUGAGAUCUUUGUGAAUAAAUAAAUAAUGAGCGGCAGACUUUAAAAAAAGAUGAUUUUAAAGGCACCAGAAUGGUAAUAUUUGCUCAGCUUACAGGUUAGGCAAUGGGCUCCUUUCAGUAUGGACUCCAGGUUAUUACUCAACGGGCAUAUGCAAACAUUUGGCUAUUGCCACAGUGUCAGGAAAUGUGAAGGUCCCUCAAGCUUAGCAGUACAUUGGCAAUUUGCAGAGGCACGUCAGUAUUCUUCUCUUCCAAGGUCUAAAGUUUGGGGGGUGAUGUCAAUGUUCUCAUGCCCUUAAUGCAAGGUCUUAUAUUAAUUACCAUUUGUGAGUCAGACGCAAUCUUUAGUUUACUCUCAAAAUGCACACAUUGGCAGGAUUAUUAUAGCAAACAGAUUCCAGAGAAGGUUCCUG